Molecule: messenger RNA, 2223 nt
Organism: Oldenlandia corymbosa var. corymbosa
Lineage: Eukaryota; Viridiplantae; Streptophyta; Magnoliopsida; Gentianales; Rubiaceae
Source: the annotation of a GenBank genome assembly
AUCCACAAUCCCGUGUAAUUAUGAUUCGGAUAGAACUCUUCCUCUUAUGUAUAAAGAGAAUAUAUAUAUAUAGAGUUUGUAGAAAAAUUACACUAUAAAUAAUACAUUUUAUAAUAACACCAGUUUGGCCUGUACGUUCGCAAUCAAUAUUUUCAAUUAUGAUGGUGGCUUCAAACAAAGCUUUGCUGGUGUGGUUCUUUUUCUUCCUGUUUUUGGGGUGCCAACCAGGAGUUUUCGCUGAGAAAAAGCCGUAUAUAGUGUACUUGGGAGGUCAUUCACAUGGUCCAGAAAUAAAUUUGAACGAUCUUGAUCGAGUAACAAAUUCUCACCAUGAUUUGUUGGCUUCAAUAUUGGGAAGCCAAGAGGUUGCGAAAGAAGCAAUAAUUUAUUCAUACAAGAGAAACAUAAAUGGCUUUGCCGCCACUCUCGAGGAGGAAGAUGCAGAAAAGAUUGCAACGCAUCCGGAAGUGAUAUCGGUAUUCGAAAAUAAAGGGAGAAAUUUGCACACAACACAUUCAUGGAACUUCAUGAAUCUUGAGGACUUCAAUGGUGAAGUUCUUACAGACUCACUCUGGAGCCGAUCCAACUUUGGUAAAGACACCAUCAUUGCUACGAUUGACUCUGGGGUAUGGCCUGAAUCGGAGAGUUUCCACGACCACGGCUUCGGUCCGAUUCCGUCCAAAUGGAGAGGUUCUUGCCAGAAUUCCAGCAUCGUUCCAUGCAACAAGAAGCUGAUUGGAGCAAGGUACUAUAACAAAGCAUACCUGGAAGAAACCAGAGCGAACCUGAGCCAUGACAUGAAUUCCCCCCGGGACCACGAGGGCCACGGGACCCACACCCUCUCCACCGCCGGCGGAAACUUUGUGACCAACACCACCAUCUUCGGCGUCCCUCUCGGCACCAUCAAAGGUGGCUCUCCGGCAGCCAGGGUGGCGUCUUACAAAGUCUGCUGGCCCCUAGUGCAAGGGUUCAACGGCACUUGCUUCGAUGGUGAUAUCUUGGCCGCGUUUGAUCAGGCCAUACACGACGGCGCCGACGUGAUUUCCUUGUCUCUCGGCGGCGAUCCCGAAGAUUAUUUCGAAGAUGCAAUUGCCAUUGGUGCUUUCCAUGCCCUCCAAAAGAAUAUCGUGGUUGUUGCCUCGGGCGGGAAUUCCGGGCCGGUUCCGGGCACUGUUUCUAACCUGGCUCCUUGGUUGCUCACGGUGGCCGCCAGCACCCUUGAUCGGAGGUUUCAAUCCGCCGUCCAGCUUCCCAAUGGAAUCCUCCUCAAGGGAGUAAGUCUUUCUAGAGCAUUGCCAGUGAAAAAAUUCUACCCCAUGAUUUAUGCUGGGUUGGCCGGAAAUGCUAACUCUUCCGUCCGAGAUGCUGAACGGUGCUUUCUCGACACUCUUGAUCCGGAGAAAGUGAAAGGAAAGAUAUUGGUGUGCCUGAGAGGUAAGUCAGACAGAGUGGAGAAAGGAUAUGUGGCUGCUCAGGCCGGUGCCGUUGGAAUGAUUCUGUGUAACAAUGCUGUUUUCGGGGAUCGAAUCACGGCCGAUCCUCAUUUCCUUCCGGCCAUACAAAUCAGUUACCAAGACAGCCUUCUCCUCUAUUCCUACAUGAACUCCACCAAGUAAAAUCAUCAUACACAAAAUACUGCUCUGCCUCUACUACUAAUUUGAUGGUCAUAGUUCAAAGAAUUAUUCAUUUGUUUCGGAGAUUAAUGUGGGAUCAAUUAUGAAUUUUCGACAGGGAAUCAAAGGCUUACAUACAACCUCCUGAAGCAGUGUUUCAGACUAAACCAUCUCCCCAAGUAGCACCGUUCUCUUCCCGAGGUCCUAAUUUAAUAAAUCCCGAGAUUAUCAAGGUUAGUCCCAAGUUUGUUUAUUAACAUUAUUAAUAUUCAUUAUUAUCUUUGUUUGUGUUGAAUUUAUAUUGUUUGUUGAUAAUUGGGAUUUCACUUGCAGCCUGAUAUUACUGCUCCAGGGGUGCAGAUCAUUGCAUCAUUCUCUCCAUAUGGUUCACUAACUGCUGCAGACAUCGAUAAGCGCCAAUCUUCUUUUGCUCUGUUGUCCGGAACUUCCAUGUCAUGUCCUCACGUUUCCGGAGUUGUUGGCCUCCUCAGGACACUCCACCCCGACUGGAGUCCUGCCGCCAUCAAAUCCGCCAUCAUGACCACAGGCCGAACCCGCGACAACACGAAGAACCCGAUGGAGGACAUGUAUGACGACAAGAAGUCCGAUC